AUGAUGGUGGUGCUGCAAGGCCAGCGGCUAGGACCCCUGGGCCUCCUGGGCCCCUGGGAGCACAGCCCGAAGUGUGCAGCGAGGAGGCUCCCCACUGUGGGGCUCAGCCCUCGGGGGGCCUCGCUGUGCCCGCCCCCUGAGAGCUCCGCAGGGCCCCAGCAGCCUGGCCUGUGUGCCCCCCGCAGCCGCCUGAUCCCCGCACCGCGGGGUGCGGUGCUGGUGCAGCGGGAAAAGGACCUGUCCGCCUACAACUGGAACUCCUUCGGCCUGCGUUACGGCAAGCGGCAGACAGCACCCGGAAGCUGCGGCGACGGCUCUGGGCGGGGCUGAACGCGCAGGUGCCGACCUUGAACUUCCAACCCGGAAUGAGGGGUC
This is a messenger RNA of Otolemur garnettii (small-eared galago), 375 nucleotides long. RefSeq names its product KiSS-1 metastasis suppressor (gene KISS1). The transcript is spliced from 2 exons. Gene Ontology annotation, cellular component: neuron projection. Gene Ontology annotation, biological process: positive regulation of cytosolic calcium ion concentration; G protein-coupled receptor signaling pathway. Gene Ontology annotation, molecular function: kisspeptin receptor binding. Bases 1 to 330 code for a protein of 109 amino acids. The record is from RefSeq and is a predicted model, not a curated record. NCBI's taxonomy places the organism in Eukaryota, Metazoa, Chordata, Mammalia, Primates, Galagidae.